Messenger RNA from Ascochyta rabiei, 1458 nucleotides. Its product is annotated as Glutamine synthetase. Bases 1 to 1458 code for a protein of 485 amino acids. The transcript is spliced from 2 exons. The record is from RefSeq and is a predicted model, not a curated record. Gene Ontology annotation, molecular function: glutamine synthetase activity. Lineage: Eukaryota; Fungi; Ascomycota; Dothideomycetes; Pleosporales; Didymellaceae.
AUGGCCGCGGACAAGCCCGUGACGGUCGAGUCUCUGCCCGAGCUCCUCAAGGACGAUGUCGCCGUCAAGGUGGCCGGCAUCGACGUCGACGGCAUGCUGCGCGGAAAGCUCAUGGCCAAGAAGAAGUUCCUGUCCAUUGCCAGCGACGGCUUCGGCUUCUGCAGCGUCGUCUUUGGCUGGGACAUGCACGACCAGACCUACUUCCGCGAGCUCGGCGUGUCCAACAAGGAGAACGGCUACCGCGACCUGAUCGCCAUCCCGGACCUGUCUUCGUUCCGCCGCAUUCCCUGGGAGAACAACGUGCCCUUCUUCCUCGUCUCCUUCCACGACCCGGACACGCACGACUCCCUGUACGCAUGCCCCCGAAGCCUCCUGAGGCGCACCGUCGACAAGCUCAGGCACAGCGGCUACGGCGCCAUGGCCGGCGCCGAGUACGAGUUCUACCAGUUCAGGGCCCCGCAGACACACGACGGACCCGAGCGCAACUCGAGCGGCACCGCCACCUUCUUGAGAAACAACCCCGUGAACGCGCUGCCCAGUCUCACAGAGGGCAUGUUUGGCUACAGCAUCACACGCACCGUGCACAACCAGGACUACUUCUACGGCAUCUUCGACGCCUGUGAGCGCUUCAACUGCGGCAUCGAGGGAUGGCACACCGAGUCUGGGCCGGGUGUGUUUGAAGCGGCCCUCCAAUUCGGCGAAAUCAGCGCCAUGGCAGACAAGGCCUCGCUCUUCAAGCUCGUCGUCAAGUCGCUCGGCUCCCAGUACGGCAUCACGCCCUGCUUCAUGGCCAAGCCGCGCGAGGGCCUGCCGGGCAACAGCGGGCACAUGCACGUUUCCCUAGUCGACCAGGCCGGCAAGAACCUGUUUGCGCGCGACGAAGAGGACACCAACGCGCCCUACGCCGACAUCCGGCACCUCAGCGACCUGGGCCGGCAUUUCCUCGCCGGCCUCAUCGACGGCCUGCCGGACAUGAUGCCCAUCCUCGCGCCCAACGUCAACUCGUACAAGCGGCUGGUCGAGAACUUCUGGGCCCCCGUGACCGUCUCGUGGGGGCUCGAGCACCGCGCCGCCUCGAUCCGACUGAUAGCGCCGCCCACGGCCAGCCCAAAAGCCACGCGCUUCGAGGUCCGCGUCCCCGGCGCCGACACCAACCCGCACUUUGUCCUGGCCGCCAUCCUCGCCCUGGGCUGGCGCGGCAUCGAGAAGAAGAUGGCCAUCACCAUCCCCCCGCUCGGCAAAGGCGAGGACGUCGGCGGCGCGGCCGACAAAGGCGAGCGCCUGGCCAAGAGCCUCAAGGAGGCGACGGACAAGUUUAUGCGCGAGGACAGCGUGGCGAGGGAGGUGUUUGGCGAUGCGUUUGUGGACCAUUUUGGCGGGACGAGGCAGCAUGAGAUUAGGCUGUGGGACGAGGCCGUUACCGAUUGGGAGGUGAGGCGCUAUAUCGAGACGGUGUAG